Populus euphratica (Euphrates poplar) is the source of this 5015-nucleotide messenger RNA. Its product is annotated as protein TIME FOR COFFEE-like. Gene Ontology annotation, biological process: regulation of circadian rhythm. Gene Ontology annotation, cellular component: nucleus. Bases 246 to 4076 code for a protein of 1276 amino acids. NCBI's taxonomy places the organism in Eukaryota, Viridiplantae, Streptophyta, Magnoliopsida, Malpighiales, Salicaceae. The record is from RefSeq and is a predicted model, not a curated record. The transcript has 12 exons.
ACACGGCAUAAAAAAAGCAGAUAAAGAGAUGAGAUUUUAUAGAAGGCACAAAAAGAGCACACCAUAACAACCAGGUGAAGGAAAAACAAAGAGAGAAGGUCAGCCAAAAACCGCUCAAGAGAAGAGAAACAGAGAUAAGCUAGAGAAAGAGCGCACCAUUUAUCUGAUGCGGUGCUCCUUGUUUGUUGUCUUCUAGAUAACAUUCCUUUGUGGAAAUCAGAUACUUCUUAUUGUAGCCGGCGAUUAUGGUGGAUAGAAACAGAGAAGGUAGAAGACCAUCCAACAUGGCAGCCUCUAACGGACUAUCAAGGCGGCGACAGCAGAGAGCUACAAGAGAUUCUCCUGAGGAGGAUGGACAAAUAGAGUUACAAGAGACGGCGAGGCUGAGAGAGAGAGGAGGGGGUAAAAAGGAAAGAGAUCGAGAAUUAUCGAGUAGGAAUAAGCGUAGUAGAAGAGGAGGAGGAGGAGAUAGGGUACCACAAGGAAGUAAUAAGGAGGAAGGAGAAGAAACAACAGAAGAACGCAUCGGUUACGAAGAUGAGUAUGAAAUUGAAGAUGGCGGAGUUUCUCGGUUGCGGCCGCCGCCAAGAGCUGUAAAACAAGUUGCUGGUUUUAGAGUGCCUGCAGAUGAAAUGAUUGGUGUCUCUGUACCGAGAAAGGCUCGGUCAGCUUCUGUGAAGAGGUCCCAUGAGAGUCGGGUAUCAGGAAAUGGUGGAUUUGGUAGUGAAGAUAGGCGAGCUUCGACUUCACCGGCGGCGAGUAGGAGUUUUGAGGCUGCAUCGCCUUCUUCAUCGAAUGUUUCAGUCAGAAAAAAGACGAAACCAAAUGGACCCAAGACUCGGCCUCCAAAAGUGUCGAAAUGUUCUUCUAGUUCAGUUCAGGAAGAUAUUGAAAUUGAGAUAGCAGAGGUUUUGUAUGGUUUGAAGAAGCAAUCACACGGGUCUAAGAAGGAGGAGAAGGCUGAAAAUGAUCUGCAGAAGCUUGAUUCAACGGAUGCUAACGACUCCAAGUCGUCUCCGAAUUCAAACUUUGCUCAAACAUCGAUAUUGAACCAAAAUAAUGCCGCUGCUUCUGAUUCUUUACUUGUUUUGGCAUCGAAGACGCAGAUAAUGGAUGCUGAUUCAGUUGUGGUUCAAAAUGGUUUAAUUGCUUCUGCAGUUACGUAUGAAAGGGAAGGGGAUGCAAAAAUGGAAACUUCAGCGACGAAAUCGGGAAAAACAUCGUUUUACGCAGAAUCGUCUGAGGUUUCACAUGAUAUGGGUGCUUCCAAACUUGCGUCUGGGUUAGAGUCACAGGAGGAAGCCAUUAAACAACAGGAUUCCAAACUGGCAAUUGAAGAAUCUGGGGUCUUAACUUGGGAAAAUUCUGUAUUACCAGAAGAGAAGUCGCCUGUGUGCAAUAAAGUGGAUGUUGAUUUCCAUGAUUCCUUGUUGGAAAAAUCGACUUCAACCGUGUCAAAGGUAGAGAACCAGAGAGAGGAGAAGUUCAAGAUCGAUCUGAUGGCUCCUCCUCCCAUGGCGUCUUCUCCAGAACAGGACAGCUUUGUCGAUUUGUCAUUGGAUCCUAAGCCUGCAGCCCAAGAUGUGGCAAUGAAAAUGGAAAAUGUGGUUAAGAAAGAAGAAUUGGCGGACAGUCUGGUGAAGAAGGAAGGAGUGAUUGCUGAAGAGAAGAUAAAGACAGUUGGAGAGAAGCGUGGAUUAAAAAUUGAUUUUGAGAAGCCGCAUCGCAAUGUGCAGCAGAAACUGCUACCUAAAGCUACGGUUUCUAAAGUGGAGACUACUGCGCAAUCUGGUUCAGUGCCUUCGCCAAUUGCUUUACCUGGGUGGCUGAGUAAUCUUCCAUCUCUGGGAUACAUGCCUUCCUUUCAGACGGUUGUGCCCAUGGAUGGUACUGCCGGAUCAUCCAAGGCAUUACAGCCUCCACAGUUUAUCCCUCAACCUCGGCCAAAGAGAUGUGCAACCCACCAUUAUAUUGCUUGCAAUGUUCGCUUAUACCAGCAAUUUAUGAAGAUGAACCAUUUCUGGCCAGCAACAGCUGGCUCUGCUGCUCUGUGUGGAGCCAAGCCCAAGGAUCUCAAUGCAAUGCCUUCCACGGAAAACAUGAUUAGUGGAAGCACUUUGCAAGGAAGCUUUCCAUUUGUGAAUCUAAAUCCUGCCCAGGACAAAGUGCAGGCUGUGGAAAAUAUUCCAGUUUUUACUAGAAAAGAUAGAGGCUCUGAGAGUUCUGCCUUGAUAGAUGCACAGAAGCAGCAGCUUUUGCCUCCUCAGCCUCCACAGCCAGCUCCAGCUGGUAAUCUAAUGCAUGGCCCUGCUUUCAUCUUCUCUCUCAAUCAGCAUCAAGUGUCCACAGCAACAAUGACAAGUCAAACGGGGCCUUCUAAAUCUGCUUCCUCAAUCAACAAUGCAUCAUUUCCUGGCAAUGGGAUAGCUGGACUAACAACAAACUCUUCAGCAUUGCCAGCAAUGGCUGCAGCUGUGAGCUUUAGUUACCCAAAUUUGGCAGCCAACGAUACUCCUUAUUUGACAAUUCUACCAAAUAAUGGCUAUCCAUUCUCCAUCUCCACUCCUGUUGGAAACCAACCAACAUUUAGAGGUGGAGCCCCUUCUCAAGCAUUGCCUUUCUUUAACGGGUCUUUCUACCCAUCUCAGAUGCUACAUCCAUCCCAGCUUCAGCAGCAGCAACCUCAAUCUCUAGUCCAACCAGGACAUCAAAAUGCAAGUAAUUCAAGUGGCUCAUCAUCAUCUCACAAGCAAACCCAAAGUCGGCAACCACGAGGGGCACCUGUUAGCACUGCUAAUUUUUUGACCACGACAAUGACACAGUCACAGCAGCCACUGAAGCAGCAUGUGCAAUCCCAUCACUCUAGGAAGCUUGACACUGAGAUGAGUGGGGAGAGCACCCCAAUAAUAGCUGAUACCCGAGCUGGUCACUCAAAAAAAAGUGUUAAUGGCCCUAAUUUUAUGGUUCCUGUUCGGCCAAACUUUGGUUUGAUGGCAUCUACAACUGUUGGUGGCAGUGGAAAUCAUGGUGAUAAGCAGCAGCAGCAACAUCAACUGUUGCAGGAAAAGAAUUUAAAGGGUGGAGUAGAGCUUAUCCCCUCUCAAGCAUUUGCAAUGUCAUUUGCCUCUUUCAAUGGGAGCAAGACAGCAUCAAACCUUAAUUUCUCAGCUAUGACACAAAAUCCUCCCAUCUUACAAAGCUUCCCAGACAUGACACGUCAGGGAUACCAGGUUAUAACAGCAGCUCAAGCCACACAAAAGAAGAAUCACCAGCCAUCCGAAGGGAAGUCUGGAGGUAGUUCGACCAAUCCUGAUGAUGGAAAAAAAGCUCCUUUGGGAAAGUCAAGCAGGGGUAAUGGGCAGACACUUGUUUUUGAUAAUUCAGCUCGAACUCUGAACUUUGUGUCAUCUCCUUCCAUUGGAAACUGGCCUUCUCAAUCCAUCACUGCAACCACAAGCAUUCCAAUGGCUGCCAAUUCAAGCUCCACUUCUCAGCAACAACAGUUAGUUCAGCUUCAGAAGCAUCAUAUUUUGCACCAACAGCUCCAGCAGCCUUUUGGUGCAGCGGACAGUAAAGCAUCAACAUCUAACAGCCUGCCUGUGCCUUCUAUUGGUGCCAUGUUUCCAAAUAAUGCUUCCAUUUUUUCUCAAACUCAAGCUCUGGGCAAUAGUUCUUCACAAAACCCCCAGUGGAAGAACCCAUCCAGAAUCCCUUCCUCGCAAGCACCUCUUACAUCUCUCUCUGCAACCAACACCUCGGUCCAUAAGAAUGCUUCCCAGCAACAAGGAAGAGGACCACAAGGUCAUAGCCAAAUAUCAUUUGGGUCAAGUUCCAAGUCUGCUUUGCCACCACAAGGGCAGCAAAUAUCCUCUAGUUGCCAGUCUCCAUCUAGUGGUGGCAACUCGAGAACAACUUCAAUGAGUGCCAAGGCUAAUUCAUCAAUUCCUGCUAUACAAUCACAGCAGAGUGACAACUCCUCAAGUGGGAAUGCCCAGAAGUCCUCCCCGGUUUGUGGUAGGAAUGUGCCUUCAAUCUUAAGCGCAUGCCCAAGCCACCUUUCUGAACUCAAAUACUAGAGUCAGCAGUUCAUCUAUCAGAUGUGUUCAUCAAGGAGCAGUUACUCAGACUACCAUCCGGUCUCAAUUUCGGAUGGUGCAAGGGUGAUUGUGGCCAGUUCAAAAAGGUGCUGCAACUUGCUCUGCUUCUAUCGAUGCUGCCCACUCUUGUAUUGUUGCUUUCUUGUUCAAAUCAAAGCCGUGAGAGCUGGAUUGCAGGACUAGAAGACAGUUGAUUGUCUCCCUGAAGUUGGAUGAUACGGGGGCCUUGCAUUAAAUAGGGAGGCUUCUUGAUGGGGGAACUGUCAAUUGAAGAUGUCUGCUGGCGAAUGGAUUAUAAGAGGCGAGGAAGAUUCGUUGCAUGUGAGAUUUUAUGACAAGCGUGGAAGAACUGUUCUUAUCUUGCGUGGGUGCCGGAGGUGCGCCGCCCACUUUGACUGUAGUUUGGCAAGGAUGUGAAUGAGAUGACAGGAUUAUGAAAAGGAAAGAUCGGCUCUGUCUCAGGCGUACAGUUUUUGAAGUUAUUGUAGCCGGGACCCACCAUAUCUGAACAUCACCUAGAGGCGGGCCUACCAUAUAGUCGCAACUGUGGUUGGCCGUGAUAUUAGUUGAUAGGGUCUACUUUAAUUUGAUUUGUGUAAUGUGAUGCUGAUGUGUCCAUACGAUGAUGUUUAACAUAGAAUAGAACGCGAUGUCCUCAAGGCUUGGUUAAACAUUUUGAAUCCAUUUGUGCAACGUCUGGUGAUGGACCAAGACUUGUCUGGGCAGAAGAGAACGGGUGUGGGUGCCGUGAAGAUUUGAGGUCAGAAAAAGAGCGCAGAAGUUCUUGUGAAGAAAGGUCCAAGAUAUAGCAUGGAGCUGGAAAGCAAACUGAUCUUUUUAGCCUUUUGUAUUAGCAUUUUUUUGUGCACCACAUUUAACCAAAAAUUUGCAGCUUUGAAAAUGCGUCCAUUGACAACA